Molecule: messenger RNA, 1123 nt
Organism: Chaetomium strumarium
Lineage: Eukaryota; Fungi; Ascomycota; Sordariomycetes; Sordariales; Chaetomiaceae
Exons: 2
Coding region: 214-1005 (263 amino acids)
Source: RefSeq, a predicted model, not a curated record
CCCCGCCUCACCACCACCACCACCACCACUCCAAAAAAGGAAGAAGAAAAAGAAGAAAAGAAAUACCUCCCCGCCCGCCGAAGCGCCCACCUCCCCCCGACGGCCCUCCAACGCAUCUCCCGCCGCGAGACCUUCCAAGGCGGCAUCGACACCAACCCAGCACUAGCCAACCUCCUCCGCAACAAGACCGUCCAUUCGGGCGUACGACACAUCAUGCGCUGCCAAAACCGGGGGGAGGUCGCCAACCUGCUGCAGCCCCCGCGCUCGAUCUCUUCUUCGGGCAGAGUCAUCUACAACCGCGCCAAUUACAACUUCACGCACUACCUCCCGCGACAAGGACCGGGACGGCGACGGGGAGUCCGGUGGGAGGAGGAGCAGUGGGGGGUAAGUAAGUCGACGAUUGAGUUCCGCGAGGCGGCGGGGACGAUGGAUCCGCUGUGGGUUGGCGUGUGGGCGAGCGUGUGUUUGGGGAUCUUUCGGUUUGCGCGGGAUGCCGAGAACGGGAGGUUCUGGGCGGUGAUUGAGAGAUUGGCUAAGGCCGAGGCAGAGGAGGAGAGGACCGGGGUGGUGGGGAAGGGGAGGUAUGAUUUGGUGUCGUUGCUGUUUGAUUGGGGAUUGUUUGCGGAGGGGUUGUACCUCGAGAAGAAGUUGAAGAAGGUUGAUGAUGAUGAGGAGGGUUCUGAGGCGGGGAGGUUCUGGUUCCCCUGCCGAGUGCUGGACCCAAACGCGAACGGUGGGCCUACCGGGUACUCGGAUUUUGUGUUGGUGGAAACGUCGCCCACGCCCGAGGCCGGGUUCGCUGGUUGGGGGUCGAGUGAUGAUGGCCCUGCUACUGCUGCUGCUGCUGCACAGACGGGAUUCUCAGGCGCGGAGACCUGGGAGAGGGAUGUCGCCGCCGCUUUGUCGGGCUGGACUGUCACGAGAGACGGACAGCCGGUUGCUGAUUCGGGUGGGUCGUCGGAUUUUGUGCACUCGCCGCCUCCCCAAAAUGGGCUGGACUGGUAGUGGUGCAGCGGGGAGUGUGUUGAGAGGUAAGUUUGUGUUGUUGUCGUAAGGCGAAGUGUUUCGACGAGAACAGUAAGUUGAUAGAGCGCCUGCCAUUCCCAGCUGCCGCCUGCAAAGA